AUGAGUGCUACAAACGUCGAUGCACGUCAACUGACGACGCUGGAUCAUCUGUCGCCGCCGCACCCACCGAGUCUCCUACCAGCGGAGGGACGCUUUUCGCCUGCCUCGCCAGCGUCGCCUGCGUCGCCAUUCUCGACACCAACGACGUUGGAGGGAGCGAACGAGUUGCCCGUCCUUUCCGCUUCUCGCGCUCCUCCGUCCGGGGCCUCUUCCCCACGCAUUCCCUGGGAUUCAACGACUCACGACAAGAACGUCGACGACGACGAGAAGGAACUGCUCGCGCCGACGGGCGUCAAGGAAUUCUCAACGGUGGACUGGGAGGAACCGAGGAAGCCUCGGACGUCCUGGUGGCGGAUCUGGGUCAAGGCGACAGUGGUCACCAUCCUGCUGGUUGCGCUAAUCGCCGGGAUAGCAGUCGGAAUCACCGAGGCGAGCAAGAGCGUCGAGUCGUCGGCGAACGAGUCUUCCUCGUCCUCGUCGCUCGCCUCGUCCACCUCGUCCGCAUCGUUCAGUACAACGAGCACAACAUCGAGCACGACGUCAGUGACAUCCACCUCGUCAAGCAGCGGAUCAAGCGGGACAUCCAGCGCGACAACAUCCUCUUCCUCCUCCACAGCAUCCUCAAGCUCCGAUUCCGCAAGAACGACAAGCCCAGUCUCAAGCACGAGCAGCGCCCCUUCCGCCUCAACCUCCUCCGCAUAG
Messenger RNA from Rhodotorula toruloides NP11, 702 nucleotides. RefSeq lists its product as uncharacterized. Lineage: Eukaryota; Fungi; Basidiomycota; Microbotryomycetes; Sporidiobolales; Sporidiobolaceae. The record is from RefSeq and is a predicted model, not a curated record. The transcript has 2 exons. Bases 1 to 702 code for a protein of 233 amino acids.